Anas platyrhynchos (mallard) is the source of this 2646-nucleotide messenger RNA. It is a transcript of the gene EEFSEC, whose product is annotated as eukaryotic elongation factor, selenocysteine-tRNA specific. Gene Ontology annotation, biological process: selenocysteine incorporation. Gene Ontology annotation, molecular function: translation elongation factor activity; GTP binding; GTPase activity. Lineage: Eukaryota; Metazoa; Chordata; Aves; Anseriformes; Anatidae. The record is from RefSeq and is a predicted model, not a curated record.
UCCGGCCGCGGCUCUCCCUGGGCCGGAGGCCGCGGAACGGCGGCGGCGGUGCCGGCGUUGCCGCAGGGGCGCUGUUGGGACGGACCCUGCCGGCUGCGGAGCCGCCAUGGCCGCUUUGCCCCGCGUCCUCAACGUUAACGUGGGCGUCCUGGGCCACAUCGACAGCGGCAAGACGGCGCUGGCCAGGGCGCUCAGCACCACCGGCUCCACCGCCGCCUUCGACCGGGCUCCGCAGAGCCGGGCGCGGGGCAUCACGUUGGAUCUGGGCUUCUCCUGCUUUCGCACCGCCCUGCCUCCUCAGCUCGGCCCGGGGCCCGGAGAGCUCCAGUUCACCCUGGUCGACUGCCCGGGGCACGCCUCCCUCAUCCGCACCAUCAUCGGCGGUGCCCAGAUUAUUGAUUUGAUGAUGCUCGUAAUCGAUGUGACAAAAGGGAUGCAGACGCAGUCAGCAGAGUGCUUGGUAAUUGGGCAAAUUGCCUGCCAGAAGAUGGUGGUAGUUCUGAACAAAAUAGAUCUCCUUCCAGAGGGGAAGAGACAAAGUGCCAUUGAGAAGAUGACGAAGAAAAUGCAGAAGACCUUGGAAAAUACAAAGUUCUGUGGGUGUCCUAUCGUUGCUGUUGCAGCAAAGCCUGGCGGACCAGAAGCCCCAGAGUCUGAGAAUCCACUAGGUGUUUCUGAAUUAAUUGAGGUCCUGAAGUCUCAGGCUUACCUGCCAUCAAGAGACCCCUCGGGAAACUUCCUUAUGGCAGUCGACCACUGUUUCUCUAUCAAGGGUCAAGGCACGGUGAUGACAGGGACUAUUCUUUCUGGCUCUGUUAGCCUUGGUGACAAUGUGGAGAUUCCUGCCCUGAAGGUGACAAAGAAAGUCAAGUCUAUGCAGAUGUUCCACACUCCUGUGACUUACGCUAUGCAGGGUGACAGAGUAGGCAUCUGUGUGACCCAGUUUGAUCCCAAGCUACUGGAACGAGGGCUGGUUUGUACCCCAGAAUCACUUCACACCAUCCAUGCUGCAAUAAUUUCCCUGAAGAAAAUCCAGUAUUUUCGAGGAGCUCUUCAGACCAAGGCUAAGUUCCAUAUCACUGUUGGUCAUGAAACAGUCAUGGGAAGAGUGAUGUUUUUCAGUCCAGCUCCUGCUGACUUCAAUGAAGAAAUUCAAGAGAAUGCUUUUGAUUUUGAAAAAGAUUAUCUUUAUCAAGAGAAGUAUUUGUCCAAGGACUCAAAAUCUUCAGAGGAGAACAAAGAAAAUGACCAAUCUGGAGAAGUCCAGCUACCAAGACAACAGUGGGCUUUGCUGGAGUUUGAAAAACCCGUCACCUGCCCUAAACUGUGCCUUGUGAUCGGCUCCAAGCUGGAUACAGAUAUUCACGCAAACACCUGCAGAUUGGCAUUCCAUGGGGUACUGCUUCAAGGCAUGGAAGACAAGAACUACAUAGAGACUUUCCUUCCAAAGCUGAAAGUGUACAAGCUGAAGCACAAAGAAGGACAAGUGGAAAGGGUCAUGGAUGAUUACAGCGUGAUUGGUCGUUCGUUGUUUAAAAAGGAAACGAACAUCCAGAUUUUCGUGGGCCUAAAAGUCAAACUGUCUACAGGAGAAGAUGGACUAAUAGACAGCGGUUUUGGACAAAGUGGCAAAUUUAAAAUCCGAAUUCCAGAUGGGCUGAAGCCAGAAACCAAGACGCUUCUCACUGCUGCCUCCAAGAAAAAAUCUAAGGCAGGGAAGGGAGAUGCAAACAAAGAGGACGAAAGCAGCAAGAAUGAUUCAGCCCAACCUGUUACCAUCACUCUUCUCUUUAAAAGAUACGUCUUUGACACGCAGAAGAAAAUGAUUCAAUCCUGAGAAAGCAAAGAGGCCUCUGAUCGCACUGGAAAGCCCAGACUCUGAAUGAAUUCAGGUGGAAUGUGUUUCUUGCCCGAAUGCAUUAGACCUGUUCCUUUCUCGCAGGCUGAGCCUGGAAGCUCCUGCUGACUACGUGCCACCUGAAAUCUCUGCAGUCUGGUUUUAUUCUGUUAGAAGGUGCUUACCUUGUCAUCUUUGCAAUGUGAAUCUUUACAGCCUCUUGGAGAGUGUCACGUGCUGAAUGGGGGCAUUUGGGUGUGCGCUCUGAUAGUGGUGUUCUUCUGGAGAAUUGUUUCACGUAAUAUAAGUUUGCCACCGAUAUUGAUUUAAGUGCAGUCAAGAUGUGCAUUUCAUGUGAUCUACAAAGUGAAGCUGAUUUGUUUAAGUUUACUUCCCAAGCAAAGUAUGGGACAAAAAGCACACAAUAAUAGGUGAAACCUUAAAUGAAUAUUUCACAUUCCUUCAGCUGUGACUAUGUAAGAUGCUAUCUAAGAGGUGGUAUGGAUCUUUGUUAUAAAUGAUUUCUAUCUAGAAAUGUUUUUCAUAUUAAACAUAAUGAUGCGUGUAACUGAGAGUCUUAAUUGUUCUGUUUGCUGUUCCAAAGUUUCAGAACCUAUCUUUGGUAACAUUUAAUAUAGCUUUUCUGAAUUUCCUGCUGGUUCUGUGUUGAAUCCUAUUCCAGAAUUGUUUUCUUUUUUUUUUUUGUAACCGAAAUGCCUUUUGUGUUUGAAAGAAAAAGUUGCCUCUGGAAAUAGAGGCUUUAUUUCAUUAAAAUAAUGAUAGAAGAUUGCAGCAUAAGCCUUGUAAAA